Molecule: messenger RNA, 5954 nt
Organism: Salvelinus namaycush (lake trout)
Lineage: Eukaryota; Metazoa; Chordata; Actinopteri; Salmoniformes; Salmonidae
Exons: 23
Coding region: 1-5478 (1825 amino acids)
Biological process (GO): actin filament organization
Cellular component (GO): actin cytoskeleton
Molecular function (GO): actin filament binding
Source: RefSeq, a predicted model, not a curated record
AUGUCAGGACAUAAGAGUGCGAAUCCGUGUAAUAAAUUCCAAGCGAACAUUUUUUAUAAAAGUAAAUGUCAGAACUGCUUCAAGUCUCGGGAGCUGCAUCUUCCAACUGAUCAUGGCAAGGACCAGGCCAAACCCAUCUAUGGAGGCUGGCUCUGCUUGGCUGCUGAGGGGACAGACUUUGACAAUCCAAUUCAGAGGUCAAGGAAAUGGCAGCGACGAUUCUUCAUCCUGUAUGAACAUGGCAGCAUGAGCUUUGCACUGGACGAGUUGACAAGCACUCUGCCACAAGGAACAGUGAACAUGAAUCUGUGUACAGCGGUGAUUGACGCAGAGCCUAAGACAGGCCAGAGGAACGCUUUGUGCAUCAUCACACCUGAACAGGAGUUCUUUAUCCGGGGGGAGAACAAGGAGAUCAUCAAUGGCUGGAGUGAACAACUAGUCGUUUACCCACGGACAUAUAAGCAGAAUCAGAAGAAGAAACGUAAAGUAGAACCCACUACUUCCCAGGAGCCCAGCCCAGCAAAGAUGGCUGCCACUGAGCCCAGUUUCUCAGUCAUGAAAAGUGGUGACCCUCGCUCCAGCCCGUGGCAGGGAGAGCAGCCCAGUGGGGAUCCAGAUGUGGCCCCUGUCUGGACUGUGACAGAUUCUGAUCCCCUGGGCCUGGACGAGACCCCUGCAGCCUCCAGUGACCCCCUGACCUUUGACGGUAGUCUGCGGCUCUCCAACGGCUCCUGUAUCAGUAGCUCUGUGAGUUCCCUGGACUCUGUGGCUAGCGAGGGGACUGACACCAGCAGCGACAGCCAGCCCACAGAGUCUACGCCAUACAGAGACCACCCACCUGCCAACAAGAACAACAGGGCAGAGAGAAGCUGCUACAAUGAGCCAGGGAAGGCUGGGAGGAGUGCUGUGGGAGAGGACCUGGGUCAGGCUGGAUCCAGGAAGGGGAGGAGUGAAGCUCGCAGCAACCAGAGAGAGAAACUGCAGUCGUGUGGAGAUCUAAGCCCAGGUCAACUCACCGUCCCUCCUCCUCAGAGAAGAGCUAAGUCACUGGACCGCAGGACCUCGGAAUCGGUCAUGACUCCUGAUUUGCUGAACUUCAAGAAAGGGUGGAUGAUGAAACUGGAUAAGGAGGAUCAGUGGAGGAAAUACUGGUUUGUGCUAUCAGCUGACAGUCUGAGGUACUACAAGGAUUCCUUCGCAGAGGAGAACUCAGAUCUGGAGGGGGAGAUUGACUUGACCAAGUGUCAUAAUGUCUCAGAGUACCAGGUCCAGAGGAACUACGGCUUUCAGAUCCAUACCCAGAAGUGUGUCUUUACUUUGUCAGCCAUGACUGCAGGGAUACGGAGAAACUGGAUCCAGGCCCUCAUGAAGAAUGUCCAUCCAUCUAACGCUCCUGAUGUAGCCAGCCCAUCAGAGUCACUGCCCCUCCCUAAGCCAGAUGUGACCCAGGACUCCUCCCCCUCCUCUGAGGUCCCUACAGAGAGAGUCCAGGGGCCCAAACAGAGCUGCAUCCGUGAGAGGAGACGCGAAGGGCGCUCCAAGACCUUUGACUGGGCUGAGUUCAGCCCUAUGGCCCUGCUAGCCUCUGAGCAGGAGGUGCAGAAGGAGACAAAGGAGCCUCUUCGGAUGGAGGUAGGGGACCUGGAGAGGAAGAGGAGGCGAGAGGAGAGGAGGAGGAGGUAUGACAGCAUGCUAGGCUCCCUUGUGGGCUGGGAGAUGGACUGUGACAGAGGAGGUAUCAGUCCCAGGUCACCCAGGACUCACCAGAGGGUGCAGAGGGAGAUUGAACAGUGCUGGCAGCAGGUGGAAAGGACUGCCUUUAGACAGGAGAAGACUGUUCCAUUGUACACUGAGUCCCAGGGCAAGGAUAAAGAGGAUAUGGGGAUUCUACUGGAGACCUACCACAGGAGGGUAGAGGAGUUGAAGGGCCAGUUGGCAGAGUCAGACCAUCGCAGGCUUGAGCUGGAGGCUCAGUUGAGCACUGCAUUAGGACGCCAGCAUCAUGCCUCCCUGCCGCUUGAGGCCCCAAUCUGCCCAGAAGCUGAUCUUCCCUCUUUGAAAAGCCUGACUGACAUGUACAGGGAGACCAGAGAGCUCCUCCAGCAACAGGAGCUGAAGAGACAGGACAUACAGGAGCAGCUCCAGGAGCAGCUUGGCCUGUCCCUGUCAUCGGCCCCUCUGGAGAAGCACAGCUCCCCUGGAACUCACCCAUCACCACCACCCAGCAUCUGGCUGCAUGACACCGAGGGAAACCUCCAGGAGCUGGAGGAUCUGUUCCCUGACUGCCCUAUAUCAGUAAACACACCUGUCAUGUCACCAACCUCAGACACAGAACUCUCAUCUUACUCUGUGCCUCAGAAUGGAAGUGAGAACAGAGGGCCUAACUUGGGCAGUGAAACUAGCUCUCAGACACAGUUUGAAAAUGGAAGCCAUCAACAGACAUCGAUUCCAGAAUCGCACACAAAAAGUUGUGCAUGGAGCCCAGAUUCACUGAGCAUGGGGGAAACUCAGGAAAGAGCCAACAGCGUGAGAAUAGACAACAUACUAUGCUGUGAGACACCCAGGCCCACGGAGGAGGAGUACGUAGACCCAGACCAGGCCAUCGUGAUGAGGAGACUAUCCCAGGAGGUAGAGCUGCUCAGCAGCCAGAACGAGGCCCUCAGCCAGCGCAACCAGGAGAUGCUCAACCAGCUGACAGAGGCAGACAGAGAGAUAGAGAGACUGAAAGCAGAGCUUAUCACUCAGUACAGUGGGCCUCAGUUCCUCCCUGAGGCAGAGCAGCACAGCCAGACCAAAGUGGAAGGCCUGGAGAAGGAGCUGCGCAGGAGAGAUGAGCAGCUCCAGGAGGCUCAGUCCCUACUAGCCUCAAUGGACCAGCGUCUAACGGAGACAGAGGUACAGCUGCAGCUCAGGGAGGACACUUUCAAAGACCUGGGCUUCCCAGCAGAAGAGGAUGAUGAUGAAGAGGAGGAAGCUGGGGAAGAGAAUGUCAACACACACCACCUUGGAGAGAAGGAGCGGGAACACCUUCAACAGUGUCUGCAGGCCAUGGAGGCCAAGCAAUUAGAACUAGAGAGACAGCUCCAGCACACAGAACAGACCUGCAGGGAGCUGCAGGCCCACAACACACAACUCAGAGAGGCUGAGCGGUUGUACAGCCAGAGAGCCAUGGAGGCAGAGGCUGACAUCGUAAGGUUUAAUGAGGAAGUAGAGAAGGAAAGGACGGUGGAGAAAGAAAGUGGAUUAAGGUGUAGCAGUGAAGCCAAAUGGCAGGAGGAGGUAAUAUUGGAUUCAGGUGAAGAAAGGGUUCAGCAAGUGGUGGAAGGGAUAAGGUUGAUGUCCAGAACCUUAGGGAGAGUAGUGCAGGUGAUUGACAGGUCAGAUAUGGAUGUGGUAAAGAUGCCAUUAGAUAGAAAGUGUGUGGAGGUGAACAAGACAGUGGUCAGGCAGCUUCAGUUAGAGGAGGAGUUUUGGGGAAGGCUGUUGAACAGUUUGAAGGUCAACCCAUCCCAGUCCAAUGAGGAUAAACUCACAGAUGUGAUUCUAAGUCAGAUUUUAGAACACAUGGUAGUGGAAAAGCAAACGCUCCUCCUAGCUCAUAGUCUUUUUUCUCAUGAUAAGAAAGAUUUAAACAUAAACACUGGAGGCCUGGACAGGAUGAAUGGAUGCAGGUCUUUGAGAGACCUGGACAUCAUUGGAAACAUAGCAGGUGAAACAGUUUCAGAAAUGAAAGAGGAAGAUGAUGAUGAGAGGAUAUGGAAUGUGUACAACCAGCAUAAUGACACCGAUGACUUCAUAAGCCGACAUUUCACAGAGAUCACACAGGAGAGAAUUUUCCUGCUCAACCAAAUCGCCUCCUCAGUCAGAGCCUCGGCCAAUGACGAGCUCCAGUCCCUGGCACAAAGACUUUGUCAUUUCCACAAUGUAAAUGAGCCCCGGUUAGCUUCCAUACACUGCACCGCCAUGGAAGCCUUCUCAUCCUAUCGUCUCAGUAGGCUUAACACUCUACACAAGAGCCAAUUUCAAGAGACUCAACAGGGACUGCUCAUUGCUUCUUCUCCUUUGAUGUGCAGCAGAUGUGCUGGGCUGCUGAGUGAAAACCAUCAGCUUAGGGCCAGACGGUCAGACCUGGAGAGACAGGGGAGUUCCUCAGUGGGAUUAGGGUUGACCACCCUGAGGCAGGGAGAACACAUAGACUCACAGCAAACAGCCACACAGCUACUAGACACUGCAAGUGAGCAGAAGACAGAGACGCCUGCAAUGAAUGCUGCAGGUAAAAUGGAGGUGGAAAGCCCAAACCAGGGAGUGACUGCAGUAGAGGAAGUGUGCUGGGUUAGAAGGUGUGCAGAAGUGGUGGAGGGUGACUUCCUGACCAACAGCAUUGAUAGUCCAAUGAUAAAGGUAGAGAGUAGGGUAGAUGAGGUAGAGAGUAGGGUAGAUGAGGUAGAGAAAGGAAUCAAGGAAGUUGAUUCUGAUAAGGAUGUAGAGGAGAGAAGCACUACUGAACCCCAUGAAGAAGCAAACACGCUGGGGGAGGAGGAGCUGGAGAUUGUGUUAUCAUCACUGAGAGGUCGUGUGAAGGAUUUGGAGGAGCAGCUGUCUGUCAUGGCCAACAUGAAAGCAGAGCAUGAUGGGAGAAUGGCAUCUCUCCAGCUGAAACAUAAGGAGGACAUAGAAAAGCUAAAGGCCACAUAUGAGCAUGGCUUUGUCACCAUGGAGGAGUCCCAGCAGAGGAUCGUGGGGGAACUGCAGCACAGACACCAGCAGGACCUGCAGCGCCUGCAGUUAGACACAGACAGACUGCUGGAGGAGGAGACGGCUGCUACUAUCACAGCAAUUGAAGCAAUGAAGAACGCUCACCGUGCCGAACUCAAGAGAGAGAUAGAGAGGGCAUGCCAUGAAAACAACAAUGCAGGAGACGUGAAUCUUGGAGAAAUAUGCAGGCAACACAGUGAGGGGCUGGCCUCCUGUCACAGGGAGCUGGAGGUGUUGUCCCAGCAGUACUCUCUAAAGUGUCUGGAGAGCUCCGACCUGGGCCAGGCCCUGGAGGCAGAGAGACAGGCUCUGUGUCAGUGUCAGCAGGAGAACCAGGACCUCAGAACUCGCAACCAGGAGCUGAGUGGCCAUCUAGCUGCAGAGAUCACCAGACUUUGCUCUCUGGCCAAGCAGGACGCCUUAUCUCUUAGUCAGGAGAGAGAUGUGUAUGAGCUGGAGAUCUCCCUGCGUGUGAAGGAGUCAGAGGUGCAGGGCCUCAAGCAGAAGAUCACCUCGCUCAAGGAUGAACUCCAGACAGCCCACAGGGAUAAGAGGUAUGCAACAGAGACGUACAAGGACAUCUACACAGAGCUAAGCAUCAUGAGGGCCAAGGCAGAGAGAGACCUGGGACAUCUCAGGGAGAACCUGCGGUUGGCCCACAAAGCACUAGGAGAGCUCUCACCUGCAGUGAACACAGAUAAAAAUGAGUGUCAAGGAAGAUAACUGCAGCUGAAGAAAGAGACACAACGCACAACAUGGAUUGUUCAUCGUUCUAUCCAUGUUUACACCAUUUAGCACUUAGAGAUCCAAAGUUAUAUUGUCAAACAUUUUAUGUCCUAUCUACCGUUUCUGUAUUACAGAAUUUUAAAAGCGCAUUAUUUGAGGAUUCUGUAUUUUUACAUCAUUGUAUCUAAACGCACACUACUAUUUAGCCUGUCUACGUUUGUAGAUAGGCUAGACAUUUUGUAGACGUUUUCCUGACGAUUAUCAUUUAUCUCAAGACGUUUGUAAAAUGUGUAGAAUUAUUACACUGCUAUGUCCAAUCCAGUUAUUGAACGGGGAUAUUUCUAAAGAGAACUCAGAUUAAGCUUGCUUUUCUUACCUGUGAAAUACAUGAAAAAUUAUGUAUGUACCGUCUGAGUCUAUAAUGUAAAAGUAUUAUUUGUUUGUGAGUGGGUGGUUUUAUUUGGAGGCGUUUA